CCUUCCGGCGCAGGUCUAAUGUCGUCACGUUAACCAGGUGGGCGCUUCAGUGACGUUACUGAGCCGCAGGUUACCCCGUCCCCUUGGUCGAAAACGGCUCGACUUUCGCCUGAGAAAGAGAGGAAAAAAGCGCACUACGUAGCUCUCUGUGCGCAUGCGCUGGAGUGCCGGUCGCUAAGCCCAGCCCCUCGACCGGGGCAGCGGGAGGUCGCUCGCUCGCUCGCUCAGGUAGGCCGGUUGGAGAGCCGCACCACCGCCGCGAUCAGCCCCCAGGAGCCAAGCCUUCCUCCAAAAGAGGAGGCCAGAAUGGAGGACAAGGAUUUGGAGGCAGAGAUCCACCCACUCAAGAACGAGGAGAGCAAAGCUUCAGAGGGCCAAGCAAACAGUGCCAAGAAGGAAAGUGCCCCAAAGCAGCCUGGCCGGCUUUCAAGAUGGCGCACAGCAGCCUUCUUUCUCUCUCUCUUCUUGUGCCUCGCAGUGGUGUUUGCCUUCUCCUUCGUUAUCCCCUGCCCAGUGAGGCCAGUUUCCCAAAGGACAUGGAGCAGAACUUAUGCCAAUGCAACAACUUACACCUUCCUGGCAGUGGGGGAUGUGAACCAGGACAGAGUCCAGGAUGUCCUCUUCGCUUUCCAGGCUUCCAACGGGAGCAGCAGCGGCGUGAACGGUUCUUGCUCCAGUGAAGGCUUUGCCUCCCCCUGUGCCUUCCUGACAGCGCAGUCGGGCACAAAUGGGUAUACGCUCUGGCAGAGACCCGUUGCUGAAGACCUCCUGCUGAUGGAUUGCUCGACUGAACAUGAUCAGGCCCCAGCCUGCCUGGUUAUAGGGAAGCCAGACCUCUUUGCAGCCAUUGACUUGGAGACAGGGCAAACUCUGUGGCAAGAGGCUGGCAACUUUGAACCUAAUUCAACAGUGCUGAGUCCCUUGUUGAAGAUCCCAGAUGUUACUGGAGAUGGUGUGUCUGACCUUUUGGUCUUCUCUGAGGUGGGGGAGGAGAUUCAAAGCCACUUCUAUUCGGGAAAACAUGGUACCCAAAUGGGGUCCAACAGAAGCUUGCACAUUCCAGGGAGGAUUGGCCACCUCAUGCAAGUCACUGAGACGGGGGCCCACUACGUGCUCUUCUACACAGAAAAGGCUGUAUAUGGCUACUCUCUGAAUGAGCUCUACCACAUGGCAUUCAACUCUCCAGCUGACAGGAGCUUUGGUCUGAAAGAAGACCCACGCUGGGCAAUCGCAAUUGACCGCACUACCCACAAAGUCUCCUUGCUCAGCUCUGGAGAAAUCCACUACCUGACAAAGAUGCCUGUGAAGUCAGGGGCCGAUUUUUUGGUUUCAAGAUUGAGCACGCUGGAGCUGGUGGAUGGGCAGCGCUUGGGCUCAGUGUGGGUCACUGACAUACCCCACAUCCUAAGUGAGCCAGUGCUUGGAUCCUAUGGAACUAAUGAGGUUGACAUUGUCAUUGAAAGCAGAGUCUCCCCCAAGAAGAAGAAGGUCAUGAUUGUGGAAGGCCCAUCUGGAGAUAUUGAGUGGGAGGCAGAGGUGCUGCUCUCGGGGGUGGGGAGCCCCAGGCCAGCCACCCUCGCUACUGCCGAUCACAGAUCAGUCUUCCUCUUCUGGGGCACGUACCAGGGCGACACUAAUGGAACAGAACCCUGGGAAGGGGCCCAGCAGCAGCACCUGUACAUGUUCCACCCGUCCUUCCCCAACGUCCUCUUAGAGAUGAGCAACAGCACAGAGCCAGUUGUUGCCUUUGAGGGGGUGCUUUUUGAGCGGAGCCGCCAUGCCUGCUAUGUGUUACUGACAGGGCCCCAGGCCGGCAGUGCUCCGGGGCAAGUGGUGCUGUCAAAGCGGAAGCUGAAAGAGGACAUUGUUGGCAGCCGUGUGAUCUGGCUCAGCCAGUUGGCCCAGGAUACUGAACAGAGCGUCCGGGACCGCUUCCUCCGGAUGAGAUACCGCAGCCUUCGGUGAGCUCUGGCCAGGUUGGGGUGCAGGGAGAGGCCAGCCCUGGAGGAUCCAAGUUGGCCACAGGAUUCCUGCAGUCACCCUGCUGGUCUGCAUCACCAGCCAGAGAGAGAACAGACUUGAGACUGUGGAGAGGGCUGUGAACAGUAGAGGCUGGUUCAAAACUAGCAUGAGGGGGAGGUGCCUUGGUCCUUUUCCCUGGUCGGCUACUUGCAGGUUCUGUAUAUGUGGAGGCAGUGGGUUAGGCCUUCCUCCUCCACCAAAGGGAUCUGUUAUGGGAGAGAGCUGACUUGGCACCUCCAGAGGUCUCUUCUACAUAAUCUGGGUAGCUCUGAAUCAAGAACGAAGCUGGAAUGCAGCCCUGUCCCAGAGAUUGGGAGAACUCUUCAGUAGCAGAGAUACUGGUACUGAGGUUGUGUGCUUGGCUGCCCUGAUCCUGGCUCCUCCCUUUUUACUUGCUGCUGCCUCUGUGGGCAGGUCACCUGAGUGAGUCUCCUAGUGGCCUUUUAGAAAGGCCAGUGGCUAGUGCCCUGGGGCCCUGAGCUGUAGCUUCUUCAGGAGCAGCCAGAAUGAGGCAGUUGGUUUCUCAUUCUCUUCCCCAGAUCCUGAGAGCAGCUCUGUUAGAGGCUAACGUAAGAGCAUCCUUCCUGGAGAGAGAGCCUGCACCUCUGCUUGCUUCUGCCUUAACCGCUUGGCAGGUGGAGAGGCCCAUCCAGAACGGGGGGAGGGGGUGUUGGUGGGAUGCGCUGCAAGGAGCAGGCUCAUGUCUCAUGCCCAUCCUCUAGCCUCCAUCCCUGACAAGUGCUGCUUUUUCUUCUGGGGUCUUAAGGAACAUUGAUUGGAGGUUUCAGUUAGGCACACCUGGCUUUGCCACUCUUAAUUUAUUGCGUCUGGGGCAUUCAGGGACUUGGACCGGCCUACUGUUGCUGUGGUUUCAGUAAAUCCUCAUUUUUGUCCACAA
Rhineura floridana is the source of this 2920-nucleotide messenger RNA. It is a transcript of the gene FAM234A, whose product is annotated as family with sequence similarity 234 member A. The coding region runs from base 307 to 1965 and encodes 552 amino acids. The record is from RefSeq and is a predicted model, not a curated record. Lineage: Eukaryota; Metazoa; Chordata; Lepidosauria; Squamata; Rhineuridae. The transcript is spliced from 12 exons.